Molecule: messenger RNA, 8017 nt
Organism: Python bivittatus (Burmese python)
Lineage: Eukaryota; Metazoa; Chordata; Lepidosauria; Squamata; Pythonidae
Source: RefSeq, a predicted model, not a curated record
GGCAGGCCACCUUUCUGUUUGACUCCAGUGAAGAAGGACUGACAUUCUUUUCCUUUCCUGAUUCUCAGUUGUUAGGCGUUUCUGAAUGGAUUCCAGUGAAUUUCCUGGGUCUUUGGGGCCCCUGUCUCUGCGCAAUAAGCCACUGAUUGGGGAUCUCCCUGCAGACCUGGAGUUCGGAGAGGAUCUGCUAGCCUCCCAAACAGCCUCCAUUCCACAGGCAUCAACUCUUCAGUCCCAAGAGAUGGAGUGGGAGGUGCCUAAACAAGCAACCUCAGAUGGCAGCUUGGACCUUGGUGUGGUGAAAACAGGUGACCUGUCCAGUCUAAGCAAGUCAAAUAGUUUGGCCCUCAGUAAGUCCAGCACUUUGGAUAUUCUGGAGAAGCCUGGCCUUUUGGAUAGCUUGAGCAAAGGAGAUGACCAGGAGGUGCUAGAUAAGUCGGAGGACCUUGAUGGCUUAUACAAGGCACGUGGGUCUGUGGACCCAGAGAAUGGGGCUGAAGACCCUUCUGCACCGGGAACCGAAGCCUUGGUGCCUGAAGCUUUGAAAGAAGAAGGGGUAUCAAAAGCAGACAGGGAAGGCCUUGAGGAGAACCAAGCAGAGCACACAGGGUGUCCUCCGAACAGCUCCGCUGAGGACUCCCCUGAGGUGGUGGAGGUGAGCAGUGUGCCGCCUUCACAAGAAGGAACAGCCUCACCGGGCAGCUCCCCAACGAGCCCACGGCUGGCUAAGAAACCCCGGUUGAAAUCCCCCAGGAAGAGCUCCCUGGGGCAGAAGGAAGAAGUUUUGACAUCAGCAGAGGAGGGAAAGGAACCCACUCCGAGCAGCACUCCCGAGCCUGCACCGGCACCUCCUCCUGAAGUAGCAGAGGGAAGUCUCACUGCAGCAAAGAAAGAAAGCGGCCCAAAAGAAGCUGCGAAAGCACGAGACACAGAACCCCUGCCCUCACUCGCAGGGGAAGGUGCUGGUGCGAAGGGAACCGAGCCACCUGUUGAAAGGGAGCAGAAGAGGAGUGAGCGUGCCAGGAGGGCAGAGGUAUCUCGGCCAGAAACGGUCAACUCUUCGGAGAGCAUCCCUGUCUCUGAUGAGGACUCGGAUGCCAUGGUGGACGACCCUAAUGACGAGGACUUUGUCCCCUUCCGUACCCGGCGCACCACCCGCAUGUCUCUGCGCAACCAGGUGGCCCAGCGGGCCGCCCGCUCCACCGUCACCAAGAUGACCUGCGCCAACUGCCGCACGCCGCUGCAGAAGGGCCAGACGGCCUACCAGCGCAAGGGCCUCCCCCAGCUCUUCUGCUCCAGCACCUGCCUCACCGCCUUCUCCAAGCGCCCCCUCAGCAAGAAGAGCUGUACUUUCUGCAAGAAGGAGAUUUGGAACACCAAGGACUCGGUCGUGGCCCAGAUCGGCUCAGGCAGCUCCUUCCAUGAGUUCUGCACUUCGGUUUGCCUCUCGUUGUACGAAGCGCAGCAGCAGCGGCCAGCCCCACAGGCAGCUGAAACCUCUGACUCCAUCCGAUGCAGUGUGUGCUACAAGACCGGAGAGAUCCAGCAUGAAGUGAGUAAUGGCAAUGUGGUGCACCGCAUCUGCAGCGAUGCCUGCUUCACUAAGUUCCGGGCCACCAAAGGGCUGAAAACCAACUGCUGUGACAACUGCGGUCUUUACCUGUACAACAAGGGGCUGCCCUUGGAGUAUCUCUUUCACGAGGGGCAGCAAAAGCGCUUCUGCAACACCACUUGCCUCAACAACUACAAGAAGAAAAACACCCGGGUCUAUCCGUGCAUGUGGUGCAAGACGCUCUGCAAGAACUUCGACAUGCUGUCCCACAAAGACCGGAAUGGCAAGACGGGUCUCUUCUGCUCUGUCUGCUGCACCACUUCGUAUAAAGUCAAGCAGGCAGGACUGACAGGACCCGUUCGGCCUUGCAGUUUUUGCCGGAAGAGCCUGUCUGAACCCUGCUAUUACAACAAGAAUAAGCAGGUGGUGUACCAGUUCUGCAGCCCCAGCUGCUGGACCAAAUUCCAGCGCUCCAGCCCGGAAGGUGGGAUCCACUUGACCUGCCAUUCCUGCCACAACCUCUUCACUGGGAAGCCCGAGAUCCUGGACUGGCAGGACAAAGUCUACCAGUUCUGCUGCCGUGACUGCUGCGAGGACUUCAAGCGGCUGCGUGGCGUGGUGUCCCAGUGUGAGCACUGCAAGCAGGAGAAGCUGCUGCAUGAGAAGAUCCGCUUCUCCGGAGUGGAGAAGAACUUUUGCAGCGAAGGGUGUGUGCUUCUUUACAAACAGGAUUUCACCAAGAAUCUGGGCCUUUGUUGCAUCACCUGCACGUACUGCUCCCAGACCUGCCAGCGAGCUGUCACCGAGCAGCUGGAAGGCAGCACCUGGGACUUUUGCAGCGAUGAGUGCAAAAGCAAAUACCUGCUCUGGUACUACAAGGCAGCUCGGUGCCACGCUUGCAAGCGGCAGGGGAAGCUGUUGGAAACGAUUCACUGGCGAGGUCAAAUCAAGCAUUUCUGCAACCAGCAGUGUCUGUUGAGGUUUUACAACCAACAGAAUCAGCCCAACCUGGACACCCAGAAAGGGCCUGAGAGUCUGCUGAACAGUCAGACCCCAGAGCCAAAGCAGCCCUCUGCCACCACUCAGAAAGCAGAGCCCAGCGUGGGGACUGCCAAGGCCACCCCCCCCUCACCGGCGUCAGCUCCCCCCCUGCCACCUCAGCCAGUCACCCCCCGGAAGAACAAGGCAGCCAUGUGCAAGCCUCUCAUGCAGAACCGAGGGGUUUCAUGCAAGAUAGAGAUGAAGUCCAAGGGGUGCCAGACAGAGGACGACUGGAAGCCUCAGGUGAUUGUGCUGCCAAUCCCGGUGCCAGUCUUCGUGCCCGUGCCCAUGAACAUGUACUGCCAGAAAGUCCCGGUGCCUUUCUCCAUGCCGGUCCCAGUUCCUGUGCCAAUGUUUCUGCCCACCACCCUGGAGAGUACGGAGAAAAUUGUGGAGACGAUUGAGGAGCUGAAGGUGAAAAUCCCUUCCAAUCCCCUGGAAGCAGACAUCCUGGCCAUGGCCGAGAUGAUUGCGGAGGCCGAAGAGUUAGACAAAGCCUCAUCAGACCUGUGCGACCUGGUGAGUAACCAGAGUGCAGAGGGCCUCCUGGAGGACUGCGACCUUUUUGGGCCAGCCCGGGAUGAUGUGCUGGCCAUGGCGGUCAAGAUGGCAAACGUCCUGGAUGAGCCGGGUCAGGACUUGGAGGCUGACUUCCCUAAAAACCCCUUGGACAUCAACCCCAGCGUGGAUUUCCUCUUUGACUGCGGCCUGGUGGGCCCAGAUGACGUUUCUGCAGAUCAAGACUUGCCUCGCUCAAUCCGCAAGGGCCAGAAGCGCCUGGUGCUCUCGGAGAGCUGCUCGCGGGAUUCAAUGAACAGCCAGCCCGGCUGCACAGCCCUCAACUAUUCCUACGGGGUGAAUGCCUGGAAGAGCUGGGUGCAAGCCAAGUACGCGGGGGGUGAAACGAGCAAGGGCGACGAGCUGCGCUUUGGCCCCAAGCCCAUGCGGAUCAAAGAAGACAUCCUGGCCUGUACGGCUGCGGAGCUGAACUAUGGCCUGGCCCAGUUUGUCAAGGAAAUCACCCGGCCCAACGGGGAGCGCUACGAGCCGGACAGCAUCUAUUACCUGUGCCUGGGAAUACAGCAGUACCUGUUGGAGAACAACCGCAUGGUCAAUAUCUUCACGGACCUCUAUUAUCUGACUUUUGUGCAAGAACUCAACAAGAUGCUAAGCGGCUGGCAGCCCACAGUCCUGCCCAAUAAUACUGUUUUUUCCCGCGUGGAAGAGGAGCACCUCUGGGAGUGCAAGCAGCUGGGCGUCUAUUCCCCGUUUGUGCUCCUCAACACCCUGAUGUUCUUCAACACCAAGUUCUUUGGGCUGCAGACAGCCGAGGAGCACAUGCAGCUCUCUUUCACCAACGUGGUGCGGCAGUCGCGCAAGUGCACCACGCCGCGGGGUUCUGCCAAGGUCGUGAGCAUCCGCUACUACGCUCCCGCGCGGCACCGGAAGGGGCGAGAGAGCAGCCUUGGCAAGCGGAAGCGGGAGGAGGAGAUGCCAGUCCUGGAGCAGCGAGAGAACCGCAUGAAUCCCUUGCGUUGCCCAGUCAAGUUCUACGAGUUUUACCUCUCCAAAUGCCCCGAGAGCCUCCGGAGCCGCAACGAUGUCUUCUACUUGCAGCCUGAGCGCUCGUGCAUCGCGGAGUCUCCGCUCUGGUACUCGGUCAUCCCCAUGGACAAAAGCAUGCUCGAGAGCAUGCUGAACCGUAUCCUGGCCGUCCGCGAGAUUUACGAGGAGCACAGCCGUGGGGGUGGCGGCCUGGAUGACGACAUGGACUGACCCAGUCCGCCCGCGCCAUGGGAGAAGGUGGGCUCCGGAGCUGCCCCCCCAGCUGUGGGGACCAGGGGGCAGCUUGCCUGUCAGUCCUUCCCUUUCUGGGUGGAUGGGCACAGAGGACUUUGCCGCCGCCACUUCCAUCCUGGCGAACGGUCACCCAGUGCCUGCGUCCUCCCCAUGCUUCUUGGGGGUCCCUGCUUGGCUGGCCUUGUCUCCUGGCCUCUCGCCCCAGACUGGCAGGGAAGGGGGUUACAGGCUGCUUCUCAACUUGGGAGGGGGAGUUCCCUGGGAGGGCCAAAGGCUGGCUUGAAAGCCCAGACCUCUGCCUGGUUCCAGCCGUGGGAGGGGAGGGGAGGGGAGGGGGCUGGCUCCUGACGGGCACAUUGUCUCGUGGGGGUGCUGCUAGCCUCCUCCCCAUAGAUGGCAGCCUGCACCUUCCGCUGACAUCUGGCCCUGGCCUGCUCCUCUUCCAGGGGGGCAGAGGCUGCCUGGCACCCAGACCCCCCUCCUCCCCCAUCUGUGUGUGUGGCGUUGAACUCUGAGCUAUGGCUGGUGGUGGUGGUGCCGUUCGUUGAGCCUGUAUAUAUAUUGUUCUGGCCCAGCCCCUGCAGUGUCCUUGUCACCAGUGAGCCAGUUGCGGGCCUCAUUGUCGCGUUGUGAUAACCGGGCGUUAGGACCCGCUCCCUGCCCUUCCUGCGUCUCUCUGGAAACCAUUCAUUUCAAAUAAAGGCACAAAACCUCUCUCUUGUUUUGGCUCAUUCCAGCCAGGGAGGAAGGCGUGUUGCUGUGGCCCCAGAGAUGAGCGUAGAGGGAGUUGAGGCCAAGGGGGCAGCCAGCACCCCAGAUCUGCUUUAUGGGGCAUCCAUCUCCCACUAUGCUCUUCUCACCCUUUGGCCGUUAGGGGGCGGCAGGUCACCUCGGAGUUUCCAGAGCCGCCACCGUGGUCUAGUCAAGCCAUGCACCGGCUUUUCCCGAGCUGGUGCCCUCCGGCGGACUUCAGUGGCUGUGCAAGCUGGAAGGAGUUGAAGACCCAGGCAUCUGGUGGCCACAGGUCAGAGGAGGCGUUCCAGCUGCACCUGCCCUUGGGCUGAGAGAGAAGGGCAUCAGGAACGCGGGCAAAGCGUAGCCCCAGCUGGGUGCCCCUCCCACAGGAGCCCUCAUCGCAAAGGCUGCUGGCGUCCAUCCCUGCCCUUCGUUUCCCUUCAUUCAGGAGGCAGCAGUGUGGAGAAGCCUUCUGCGGCAGAGGCAGAGAGAGAAAGGACAGCAGAGGCUCCCUGCUCCAGGGCUGCUCGCUUCCAAGUCUUCCUCCUGGCCAAGCCCACAGCGGGUGAUGGUGGUGAGGCAGCACGUCUGUCUGUGGAGCCUCUCACAAGCGUGGCUACUGUUAAAUGGCCCGGUUUCCCCGUCUCCUUGGAAGGCUGAAUCUGCUGGACUGGCCGCCUCGUUUCUGGAUUCCUGCCCCCAAGUGGAGCAGCUUUGUCCCUUCUCAGCCCAGGUUCCUUCCUCGCUGACCUCCAGAGAGAGGCUAUGGGGAGAACAGCUCAGGUCUUAGGGCAAGUAGAGGCUGACAUUCUGCCUCCAGGGGUGUCUGAGCUGCUGGAGCAACCCCUCCGACCUGCGCGUGGCUGUGGCCAGGGGAUAAGAUCUCCAUGCUGAGCAGGAGAGUUGUACCAUGGCUGGCCUGAAAACAAGUGUUUUCUCCACGGGCCAGGAGAUGUCGCUUUUGACUGGACAGAACCAGCAGAAACGGGGGUAAAGUGGCAGUCAGGAAGUGGGGCCCAGCCAUGAAGCAUCCUUCAAAGAGGGCCUCGCAGAAGAUCCAGCAAACCUGGCUCCUCUCAGGUGGAUCUUGCCUCAGACCCCCUGUGUGGUGGUGGCCCUGAUCCCAAGCCGAGCUGCAGGGCCACCAGGAAGGCCACCACCUUGACCCUCCUUGACCUCCUAGGCACAGUGUGAGAGCAGCCAGUUGACAAAGCUGGGUGUGAAGAGAGCCAAGAAGCAGAUGGGCGAGAGAAGGAAGGCCAGCUGUAGCAGGGCAAUUUAGCCGCAGCCAGCCUCCAUGGCCGCUCCAAGGCAGAUGUGGCAAAUGAGCACAGCCAGCCAGAUGGCCACCAUCUUGCCCAGCUGGCAUGCCCUGUAAGAGAAGGAGAUCUGCUUUGAGGCUCUGGAUGGCAUCUUGGCCUGCAGGAAACAAGCCUGGGUCAAGCUGAGCAGGGAAUGUGAUGGGUUGGUUUGUAGAAGGGGGCGUUGUGCCUCUGAAAUUCACCUGGCAGACAGGAUUCCUGCCCGGGGGGAGAGUCAGUCUGCUGCGGCCUGAAUCUGGGACAAGGUGGCGAGCAGACGUUCUGGAGAACAAGGAAGGAAGGACGGGACGACCGCUGCAUCUGGCCAGGGCUGACUCCAAGUGGCCGUGCUAUCCCUGGACCUGGGCAAGCUGCCAGGGGAGAUAAUGGACAAGCCUACCCCCAAGUCAACCUCAGCUGAGCUGCACAAACGGCGCCUCUUCCAGAGGGUCCAGGAUCGAGCGGGUCCAGUCCUAGGUGGCCUUUCGUCCUGGGAGGUGCAGCUGUCCCGGUGGCACCAUUGUGACCGAGACACUUCAUGGAGUCUGUUCCUUCCAGCGGAGCCGUGGCCUUCCUCGCCCAGCAAGGAAGCUCGGAUGCCCUUGGAGCUUUGCCAAGCUCCCUUUGGCAUUCUGCCACGGUGUCUAUGGCUUCAUCUGCCUUUAUUUCACUGGGGGGAGGCUUGCCUUUAGGUGCUACCCCACAACAAAUGGGGCCUUGCAGCACGCCCUGGGGAAUCCAGGCCAUCCUGCUGGCUUGCGCCUUUAGCCUAAUCUCUGCGGAACUCACAGCCUCUCCUUGGCUGACGAGCCGGGGAUGCCUGGAAUACGCCAGCUUGCUCCCACCCCCACAGGGCGAGGGUCCUCCCUCCUUGCCCCCUUCCUGCCUAGGCCCCCCGGGCAGGAGCCUUUUGCUAGAGCCAUGACCGAGGAAGGGAAAGGAAGAUUCCUCCCACUCGCUUGCUGCACUUCUCGGGGAAACAGUGGCCUGUAAGGAAUUCAACCGGAGAAGGGUCUCCUCUGCUACUGUGCAACUGGAAUCUCCCAGGUAAGGCGACUCUCCGCGUGCUGAGGUGGCACGGUUGCUGUGAGCCAGAGUGAGCAGCUGUGGUGAAAGCUCCAAAGAAAAACCACCGAAGCCAGGACCUGUAAAAUCAUUUUAAUACUGUGACUUGCUUUGGUACAACAAAAUGCAGCCAGCAAUACCAGUCCUCUUGCCGGAAGACGGAAUCCUGCUCGCUGGCCAGGCAGCCCCCUUGACCAGGGAAGGAGCUCUUGGCCCGUCAGCAGCUGCACACCCAGCCAGAGUCGUGUUCUACCUGUUCACGGUACGGGAAUCCUACCACUCAAAACUGACCGACCUGCAUUCCGGGAGGCGGGGGGGCUGCUGCAGACUUGGUUUGGCAGACCCAGGAUAGCAAGUGCAAGGAAAAGAACAUCUGCUGGGCCGGAAAGCACCAGAGGGGAGCAGAGGCAACACUCUGAAUUGCUGGUGCGUUUCAAAAUAACCUUUCUGAAUGUGGCACCGUAGGAUCCUCAGGACUAAAUAGAAAGGUGGAGACUUUCCUUUGAAGACGCAAUACGUGAAU